Messenger RNA from Gossypium arboreum, 926 nucleotides. Its product is annotated as signal peptidase complex-like protein DTM1. The record is from RefSeq and is a predicted model, not a curated record. The transcript has 2 exons. Gene Ontology annotation, biological process: anther wall tapetum development. NCBI's taxonomy places the organism in Eukaryota, Viridiplantae, Streptophyta, Magnoliopsida, Malvales, Malvaceae. Gene Ontology annotation, cellular component: signal peptidase complex; endoplasmic reticulum membrane. Bases 136 to 660 code for a protein of 174 amino acids.
CGGGUGGGUCUUCGGACCUAAACGGGUGAUUUAGUCUAAGCAUGAUUCAUCAGACACGUCACUCUCAGGCAGAGGGUGGUAGGGGAGCACACGUGGCACGUUACAGAUUGGGAAUACUAUACUCGAUCUCAGACAAUGGCCGUGGCAACUACGCAGUUAAUGCUUUUAAAUAAAGUGAUGAAACCGUUGAGGCGAUGGGGCAUUAAAUCCGCUGCUAUUUUGUUUCCUAUUGGAUACUUUCAUGAAUUUCAAUCUUCUACCAAAUUAGAACACCACUAUUUCUCCAUCCUUCCUCAUUUUUCAGUGCCGCUAUCUUCUUCGAAUAAUCAAAUGGCGAACGAAGGUGCCUUAAGGUCGGCUAUAGUAUGGCUAUCGGUGAUCAUGGUUUUAGUUGGGUUAUUCACGUUUUCUUUGAAGAAAAUUAUGGUAACUUACGCGUUUGGGAUGCUCGGAAUUAGUGGGAUACUGUUGCCCGACUGGGAUUUCUUCGAUCGUGAUUUUUCUCGCUGGCCUUAUCCGGUUACUGCCGACGAAAGAGCUGCUCUUCAAGCUCGAAGAUCUGGAUUCAAAAGGUACAGGAUUUACCCAAUGAGACUAAUUAUUUACACCACAAUUUAUAGCAUUGGCCUUUACAAGUGGUGGAUUUUCGUAUCAAGUUAAAUCAAGGAACUCUACAAAUACUUCUUUUUAGUAUUAUUAUUAUUUUAGGUCAUCAUCAUCAUCAUUAUUUAUUUAUUCAACAGAGUUUUUGGAGGAGUUAAUUUCUCAGUUCAUAUUGUGUACAGUUGUGACGAUUGAGGACAUAACAAAUAAGUUGUGCAGGUGUAUUGUUGUAUGGAUACCUUGGGUCUAGCUGCUGGACAUGCAGGGACUAUGAUGUUUUUUGUGCCAUUUAUAGUCAAAUUAUUUUUUAAACUUCUUUUAAA